Molecule: messenger RNA, 878 nt
Organism: Pistacia vera
Lineage: Eukaryota; Viridiplantae; Streptophyta; Magnoliopsida; Sapindales; Anacardiaceae
Product: WUSCHEL-related homeobox 11-like
Biological process (GO): adventitious root development
Molecular function (GO): DNA binding; DNA-binding transcription factor activity
Source: RefSeq, a predicted model, not a curated record
UUCUUUUUGCUUUUAAUUUUUCUUCAACAACAGUAAUGGAAGAUCAAGGCCAAGAUAGUAACAGUCCUAGUCACGGCUCUGAGAGAAGUGAACCAGUGCGGUCUAGGUGGACUCCAAAGCCUGAACAAAUCCUCAUUCUUGAAUCCAUCUUCAACAGUGGCAUGGUAAACCCUCCUAAAGAUGAAACUGUGAGGAUUCGAAAGUUGCUUGAAAAAUUUGGUUCUGUUGGCGAUGCAAAUGUCUUCUAUUGGUUCCAAAAUAGACGAUCAAGAUCUCGCCGCCGACAACGCCAGUUACAGGCGAGCCUUAAUGCUGGAGAACAAAGAAAUCAACCGCAACCGAGUGGUGCAAUUCAAUACGAAAAUAGCUAUGCUCCUAUGGGCUUCAACACGUCUCCAGCUUUUGCUUCAACUCCAUCUAAUUUUCUUGUUGGUUCUUCUUCUUCUUGUGGAGUUAUGGGUGAUGAUGGUGCGGAGAAUCUUUUUUCAGUGUCUGGUCAAAUGGGUUUCCAAGAAAUUGAACAGAACUCCAGUGUAACUUCAAUAUUAUGCCCUUCAGAAACUUCCAAUUUGCAAUAUCAAUCUGGAUUUAUCACAGUUUUUAUCAAUGGUGUGCCAACAGAAGUUCCAAGGGGGCCUGACAUGAAAGCAGUGUUUGGCCAAGAUGUAAUUUUGGUUCAUUCCUCUGGUGUGCCAUUUACUAAUGAAUUUGGGUUCUUAAUGCAGAGUUUGCAUCAUGGUGAAAGCUAUUUCCUGGUUUCAAGACCGGCAUAAACAAGAAUCAAAGCUGAAACAAGUGGGAGCUUCCUAUAUGUGAGUUCCAGUAUACUAGGGCUGCUAUUCUGUAAUAAUUCAAAGCUCAAGCAAAAAAAAAAAAAA